Chenopodium quinoa (quinoa) is the source of this 2354-nucleotide messenger RNA. Its product is annotated as dihydroxy-acid dehydratase, chloroplastic-like. Gene Ontology annotation, molecular function: dihydroxy-acid dehydratase activity. The record is from RefSeq and is a predicted model, not a curated record. Lineage: Eukaryota; Viridiplantae; Streptophyta; Magnoliopsida; Caryophyllales; Amaranthaceae. Gene Ontology annotation, biological process: branched-chain amino acid biosynthetic process. Gene Ontology annotation, cellular component: chloroplast stroma. The transcript has 15 exons. Bases 216 to 2060 code for a protein of 614 amino acids.
UGAAGCCCAACAACCAAAAACUGAUUCCACUUUCCAACCUCACUUGUAAAUAAUUGGUUGGAUUACUCAAUUCCAUUAGUUGUGUACUUGUGUUAAACCCCCUCACUCUCUCUCCUCGCUUCUUUACGUCCGCCAUUUUUCUCACCUAAAACCUUCAGUUUUGGGUUUAUCUGAGGUCAGAGUUCGACAGUAUUAAGCUAUAAUAGUCAACAAAGAUGCAAGCUGCUCUUGUCGUUCCGAAUGUGGGUUCAAACUUCGCUGCUCCCUGCAUUUCAAAACGAUUAGCUCCAAAUGCUCAUAGCUAUCGGCCUUUGAAAUGUGUUGCUUCACUCUCAAGUCCAACAGCCGAACCACAGACAGUUGUUACAUCAGAAUCCACAGGGGGAAAGCUCAACAAGUACAGCUCUCGCAUUACUGAACCUAAGUCUCAAGGUGCCUCGCAAGCUGUUCUUUAUGGAGUUGGACUGUCAGAAGAUGAUAUGAGCAAACCUCAGAUUGGUAUUUCAUCGGUUUGGUACGAAGGUAAUACUUGCAAUAUGCACCUGUUAGAGCUAGCAGAAGCAGUGAAAGAGGGAGUCCAAGAGGCCGGGAUGAUUGGCUUUAGGUUCAACACUAUUGGUGUUAGUGAUGCUAUCUCGAUGGGUACUAGAGGCAUGUGUUACAGUUUGCAAUCACGGGAUUUGAUUGCUGAUAGUAUUGAGACGGUUAUGUCUGCUCAAUGGUAUGAUGGAAACAUCUCUAUCCCUGGAUGUGAUAAAAAUAUGCCGGGUACAAUCAUGGCUAUGGGACGCCUUAAUAGGCCAGGCAUCAUGGUCUAUGGUGGUACGAUCAAGCCUGGUCAUUUUCAAGGUCAUACGUUGGACAUUGUUAAUGCGUUCCAGUGUUACGGGGAAUUCGUUAGCGGGUCUAUUAAUGAUGAACAAAGAAUGAAUGUCAUCCGUAAUUCCUGUCCUGGAGCAGGAGCUUGUGGUGGUAUGUAUACUGCAAAUACCAUGGCAUCAGCUAUUGAGGCUAUGGGAAUGUCUAUUCCUUACAGCUCGUCAACACCAGCUGAAGACCCUCUGAAACUAGAUGAAUGCCGUCUUGCUGGAAAAUAUCUCCUCGAACUGCUUAAAAUGGACUUAAAGCCACGAGACAUAAUAACUGAGAAAUCUCUGCGGAAUGCAAUGGUUGUGGUGAUGGCCCUUGGUGGGUCGACCAAUGCUGUCUUGCAUCUAAUUGCUAUUGCCAGGUCCGUUGGUGUAGACUUAACUCUUGAUGACUUUCAGAAGAUAAGCGAUCAGGUUCCAUUCCUUGCAGACCUUAAGCCAAGUGGAAAAUACGUUAUGGAAGAUUUACAUAAGGUUGGUGGCACACCUGCAGUGAUUCGCUACCUUCUUGAGCUAGGAUUUCUAGAUGGGGACUGCAUCACUGUUACUGGGAAAACAUUGGCAGAGAAUGCCAGACUCUUCCCAGCCUUGGCUGAAGGUCAGCAAAUAAUACGGUCAUUGUCAAACCCCAUUAAGGAAACGGGGCAUAUACAGAUAUUGUAUGGUAAUCUUGCUCCAGAGGGCUCUGUAGCAAAAAUUACAGGAAAGGAAGGACUAUAUUUUUCUGGUCCAGCCCUUGUUUUUGAAGGAGAAGAAGCUAUGAUAACUGCUAUUUCAGAAGACCCCCAGAGUUUCAAGGGUAAAGUAGUAGUCAUUAGAGGAGAAGGGCCAAAAGGUGGACCUGGCAUGCCUGAAAUGUUGACACCAACUAGCGCUAUAAUGGGAGCAGGACUGGGAAAGGAUGUGGCUCUCCUAACUGAUGGAAGGUUUUCAGGAGGUUCACAUGGAUUUGUUAUUGGUCAUGUUUGCCCUGAAGCACAAGAGGGUGGACCAAUAGGUUUGGUGCAGAAUGGAGACAUCAUCACGAUUGACGUUGGGAAAAAGAUUAUGGAUGUUCAGCUGACGGACGAAGAGAUGGAGGAGCGAAAAAGAAAGUGGACCGCACCUGCAUACAAAGCUAACAGGGGAGUACUGUACAAGUAUAUCAAGAAUGUGCAGUCAGCUUCAAGGGGCUGUGUAACUGAUGAGUAGCCAGAUGAGAAAGCAUUGAUUUAUUUAAAGCGAAAACAUCUUCGCAUUCUUGAUUCUAGUUUGGGAUUUUGAAAAAUCCCACAGAUGUGUGUUGGCUUGAGCUUUUUGUUUACCGGUUGUAGUUUUAGUGCUUGUAAUCUAGUCUGUUGUACGUUUUAUGAGGUCUAGUAUUCUUCGAACAGAAACGCUGAGCAACUCAGCAUUUUGGAGGAGAAAGGGAUUAUUGAUUGAAAUUAUGCCUGUGCUGAAGUUGCUGGGCAAAAAUAAAUUCACCAAAGUUUUUGCAUGUUUUAA